AUGGCAUUCUCGAAUAAAGGUAUUCCGGAAUGGGUACACUCGCCUUGUGGUGCUUUUUCCCCCUUGGGUUUAAAAACAGUUUUGUAUAUUGUAAUUAGGAAAACGUGCUGCUCAUUAAGUGUGAAUUAUAAACAACGUAAAGAAGAAUCAUUUAAUAUUAAUGAGUUUACAAUAAAAGAUGUUCAUAUGUCUGAAGAACAAAAGUAUGAUAGUCCCGCACCUGAUUUACAAGAUAACAAUCCACAGUUGGCUGUAAUCAAUGAUCAAGACUAUGUUUAUCAGUCAUUAUUAUCAAAUAAUAAACAAGAAGAUGGCAGUGAUAUAGAUUUUGACGUUAUUGAAGCAUUCGAUAGUCCUGACAGUAGUGCCUCAAGUUGUAUGUGUUGUGUUUAG
Molecule: messenger RNA, 393 nt
Organism: Didymodactylos carnosus
Lineage: Eukaryota; Metazoa; Rotifera; Eurotatoria; Philodinida; Philodinidae
Source: the annotation of a GenBank genome assembly